Molecule: messenger RNA, 780 nt
Organism: Striga hermonthica
Lineage: Eukaryota; Viridiplantae; Streptophyta; Magnoliopsida; Lamiales; Orobanchaceae
Source: the annotation of a GenBank genome assembly
AUGCAGGACUUGCCGAAUCCCCUGUUCCUUCUCCUCCUGAUUCUCGCCGGCCUUGCUUCUUGCGGUAACUGCUGCGUGAAACUGGCGCCGGGCCAUACGGAGGUGGGCUCGUUGAUGAAAAUCAAGUCGGCAUUGGACCCUGUGAACAAGCGCCUCUCGUCGUGGGCCGCCAAAGGAAAACCGUGCGGCGGCACGUUCGUCGGAGUUGCUUGCAACGAGCACGGGAGGGUGGUCAACAUCUCGCUGCAGGGUAAAGGGCUCACCGGAAAGUUGACUUCCGACAUGGCGGAGCUGAGGUGCCUGUCGGGUCUUUACCUGCACUACAACUCGCUGAGUGGAGGGAUCCCGGUCGCGAUUGCUCAACUCACUGAGUUGACGGAUCUGUAUCUCAAUUUGAAUGACUUGACUGGGACUAUACCACCGGAGAUUGGAAAUAUGGCUAGUCUUCAAGUGCUGCAGCUAAGUCACAACCAAUUAACAGGGAGCAUACCUUCUUCAAUGGGAUCCUUGAAAAACCUGAACGUCCUGAAUUUGGAAAGCAACAAGCUAACAGGGCCAAUCCCUUCAAGCCUAGGAAAUUUGCACUCCUUGAAAAGGCUGCACUUGGGCUCCAAUCAACUUUCAGGCCAAAUUCCCGAUACACUCGCCAAUAGCGCCUCGUUACAAGCCCUUGACGUCCAAAACAACAAUCUUUCUGGAGUCGUCCCUCCAAGUGAGCCCAUAGUCUUCACAAAUCAUUCACACCCUUCAAAAUCCUCAUUUUUUUUGUUUCUUUUUUAG